Branchiostoma floridae (Florida lancelet) is the source of this 2752-nucleotide messenger RNA. RefSeq names its product blood vessel epicardial substance-like. Gene Ontology annotation, molecular function: cAMP binding. The record is from RefSeq and is a predicted model, not a curated record. NCBI's taxonomy places the organism in Eukaryota, Metazoa, Chordata, Leptocardii, Amphioxiformes, Branchiostomatidae. The coding region runs from base 311 to 1315 and encodes 334 amino acids. The transcript has 8 exons. Gene Ontology annotation, cellular component: sarcolemma.
UUCUGAGCGGGAGCCCCACAACCCAAUAAUUGGACAUUCUGCAAGACGGAGCGAAAUACGAUCCGCAUAUAAAUUUGAGAAUAGAGACUUGCCUGCUGGGAUAGGGUGCCUGUGCCCUGGAAUAUUUGCUCUCUUUGCGACGGGGAGGGCCAGUCGGCAUCGGACCAAAGAGGUAGCGGAAGGUAUGCACGGCAUUUUACAGCUACAACGUAGAAUAUCGAAGUGACAUCAGUGUAAGACGUCAAGAGGGUCGGUUUGAGACCUUCUCAACUUAGAUUCCCGGACUUUGUAAGAACUUUUCCUGUCCAAAAUGUCGGCAACAACAGAAGCUGCCGCUCUCGGGACGGACGCUAUCGACGUCGCGACGGCGGUUCCCGUCGAUGACGGCAACGGCGACGACGACGCCCUCUCGGGUGUGGAGGACAUCAUCUCAGCUAUCCUCCCCGGCGCCUGCGAAACGUGGAACGACGCGCAGCACGUCCUGUUCCAACUGGCUUCCAUCUGCUUCCUCUUAGCUUUACUCCUUCCGCAAGUCAUAAAACCACACACAUGGAUUUUCCGUGGGCUUUUGAUUCUCGGCUUCAUCUUUAUGUGCCUGUGGGGUGGGAUCGCCGUCUGUAUAACCGACGUCAUCGGCUGGUACAUCCUCUUCAUCGUCAUGAACCUAGUACACGUCUCCUACCUUGCCUACGUUCAGCGGGAAGCGGAGUUCGAGAAGAUUCUUGAAGAUGUCUAUGCGAAAAUCUUCCAACCCCUUAAGGUGACUCGUGAUACAUUUGCUAACCUAGUUGCUGCUAGAGGCAAGAUCUUUGAGCUCAAGCAGGGAGACGUUUACGCCGUGGAAAAGAGAACGACAUCGGAAGAUAGGAUCGCCAUCCUGAUCUCUGGAACUCUAAGGGUUUCGUGUGAGGACCAUCUUCUGCAUUACAUCUACCCCAACCAGUUCAUCGACUCUUGCGAAUGGGAAGCCUUCAGGCUCAACCAAGGAAAGCAGUUCCAAGUGACCAUCACCGCUGAGUCUCCCUGCCGGUACAUCUGCUGGCCACGUGAACACCUGAAGUACUACCUGCAGAUGGACCCCUUCCUGGACGCCGUGUUCCACAACAUCAUCGGAAAGGACAUCAUCACUAAGCUGUACCUGCUGAACGAGCAGCUGAUCCGUAAGCCGCCCAAGACCCUGAACAUGGUGGACAUCCGUAACUCCGUGGCCAGGGACGACCCCACCUUCACGAUGCAACGUCUCUCCCAACUGGGCAGCCCCGAGGACUUCGCUGCUUUCAAGCCACGUCGUGGAAGGGAGACCACCUUUUAUUAGGUGGGCGGCUACUCUUAGCGAAGAGAGUCCACCAGUGUCGAUGCCCGGUGACAAGCCGCCGCCCGGAGGAAGGCCACUGAGUAUGUCAUUUGAGACGACCGUCUAAGGAGAAGCAAAUAAAGAAUCCGGUGUUCGUGGAAGGUCGCCAUCUUGUUUCAAAAUGGCGUCAUCCAUCCAUCAAUGUUGACUAAGUCGACUUCGUGAAAAUUCGAGUCUUGAAAUGAAAUUAUCAGGUUCAAAAUACUUUCUUGGAUCUAGUCGUGCAGGAUAAGACUAAAAAUCAUCAUCCGUGUGUACCAAUGUGUUUUGUGUUACAAUAACAUUGUGCCAAGUGCCUCUGUUUCUACUCAGGGGCCAAACGCCUUGUAGACAGAUUUUUCGGCAACUUUGUCACAGAGGCUGUCUUGUAAUUAACACUGUACCGAUGGAUUAGGUUAAACUGUAAAUAAUUUUAUCAAGUUAGAAUUGCUUUGAGAUCUAGGAUGGCGGUGUCUUUGUUGUUCCUUUUUCUGUCUUAGAGUAGUUUGUUUUUAUUUAUCUAGCAAUCACGCAAAAAUGUAUUUCUAAGUCUUUCAAAUUUACAUUUUAACAAGUAUCAUUGAGCAGUCUUGGUCUGAUAGUGUGCAGAUAUGCGUUUCGCAUACAGGUAUAUUUGAUAUGUGACAUCACUGUGACGUCACAACCAUCCUAUGGCAAGAAAGCCGUGACAUGUUCAUGCCCCGUCACAUCAAUGAUGCUGCUUUGGCCUUGCAUAUCUUUUCGUCCAGUCUGUCUUUUAGAGGUAGAUAUUUAUUCACCAUUUGCUAAACCAAAUCUAAAUGCAAUUUCUUUAGUCUUGUGCCAUUGAUCGACUGCUAUUUGUAACUGUCAUAAUCUUUGUAAUCUCUGUCAAAAGUUACUCCAGACAGUUGAUAGAGAAACGUGUUUGGCAGUGUGCUCUGCAAUAAACUGUCAGGAAUAUAUGACGAACUGCUCACAGAUAUAUUCAUGGAAGGAUACGGGAUAAAACUACAAAGAAGUGAAGUAGUGUGAACUAACGAUUGCGACAGUAGCGAGGUUUGUGCUGAUCAUUGACUUGUUAUUUUUGUAUAUUGUCACUGCUGUACAGAUAUUGGCAUGUUCGGUGUGUUCAAAGAAUGAAUUUAGUACACUUCUUAGUCAAUUUUAGUACGAAUAGAAUUUACUGCUGACAUAAGAAACUUUAUUUCCAACUCAAUAUUUAUUUCGAAGUGAGAUGUAACCGUUGAUGAACAUUUGCACUUCAAGUGUACAUAUUUCAGUAUUUCAUUUGUCACUUCAAAUGUUUUCUAUCAGUAUUCAGAUCAGUGCAACAGUUUUGUCGGAGCUUAGAAUUUGUACUAGUUCCGGAUGCAUACAUUACGGUAGUCAGGUGUAUGUCUGUACGAGAUUAUUCAGGAAUAAAGCGUUUGCGUUGAA